Messenger RNA from Cylicocyclus nassatus, 1422 nucleotides. The record is from the annotation of a GenBank genome assembly. NCBI's taxonomy places the organism in Eukaryota, Metazoa, Nematoda, Chromadorea, Rhabditida, Strongylidae.
AUGUUAGAAGCAGAGGUCGCGUUCUGUGACGAUCUCAACAUUUUAUUGAAAAUUACCGAGGAAUUCCUGCGCUUUUGUAUUUUCAACUUGCUGAGUGAUCCGGUGAUGAUGGACGACUUCGAUUCACUUGGACAGUUUUCUGCAAAGGACCACAUGUUCGUCUUGGGAUCCAUUAUGGAUGCUCCACGCUUUCCCAGAUUACCGUAUGCUGAUGCCGUGAAGCUGUUAACUGACAACAAUCAAAAGCUUACCCGGAGGGGCGUCCGAGCAAAAACCGUUCUACAUGUUGCGGUCAGCAGACGGAAAAUUGGAUCUCAACAUUUUAUUGAAAAUUACCGGAAUUUUCUGCGCUUUUGUAUUUUCAAUUUGCUGAGUGAUCCAGUUAAGAUGGACGACUUCGAUUCACUUGGACAGUUUUCUGCAAAGGACCACAUGUUCAUCUUGGGAUCCAUUAUGGAUACUCCACCCUUUCCCAGGUUACCGUAUGCUGAUGCAGUGAAGCUAUUAACUGACAACAAUCAAAUUACCGGCAGGGGGCUGACCAAGCAAAAUGAAGCAUUUCUUGUGGACUAUCAUAAAUCUCCUGUCUUUGUCACUCAUUUCCCGUCCGAGCAAAAACCAUUCUACAUGCUGCGAUCGCCUGAUGGGAAAUUGACUGAAUCUUUUGACCUGCUCUGCCCCGGCGUAUGUGAGCUUGCUGGUGGAUCCAUUCGUGAGCCGUCGGCUGAGAUCAUGCGGGAAAGAAAUCCCUCCGUUAAGUGGUACGCAGAGAUUCGCGAGCGAGGAAAACCCAUAUCAGGUGGAUUUGGGUUAGGCUUUGAGAGACUGUUGCAAUUGUUAUUAGGUGUGCCAAAUAUUAAAAAUACCAAUCCAUUUCCUAGGAAAACUCAAUAUAUAGAACCUAUUCAUAACAUGGUAAAGUUCAAGAGUCGUUAUAUCCUUUUGGAGAUGGAGAAUUUUUCUGGAAAUAAAUUAUCCUUGACUCGCGCAGCCUUAUUUACAACCAUAGCGGAAACUGUCGGAGAUUUUCAUGGUGAUCGAGGAUUUGCUUGGGUCAGAACUGGACUUGUGGUAAAAGUUAUUGAUGGAGACAUUGCAUUGGUUCGGGUGGAGUCGUCAAGCGAAAAAUUUGUAACCAGUGUUAUACCAUUCAUCACCAACAUAAAUGGAACUGAGCUCUUUCUUCGAACCCUCUUCAUCGGCCGGAGCAUCAGAGCUUGUGAAAAAUUCCUUAUCAAAUAUCGACGAAAGGAACUUUAUGGUCUUUUGAGAACAGCUGAGACAGGAGUUGAGAAGAAUGCGAUACUGAAAGCUGUGAAUUCCGUUACCGGGAAGUUGGAGUGAAUGCAGUGCUUUGUUCUCUGCGCUGUAUAUAAACCAUGUUGUCUGUUCUUGUUAGGCUGAAGAUGAUGAUAUGCCAUU